Molecule: messenger RNA, 558 nt
Organism: Lycium barbarum (goji berry)
Lineage: Eukaryota; Viridiplantae; Streptophyta; Magnoliopsida; Solanales; Solanaceae
Exons: 1
Coding region: 1-558 (185 amino acids)
Source: RefSeq, a predicted model, not a curated record
AUGAAGGAUCUAGGUGACUUAAAAUUCUUUCUUGGCAUUGAAUUUGCCAGAUCAAAAGAUGGAAUUGUUAUGAGCCAACGCAAGUAUGCAUUAGAACUUAUUUCUGAGAUGGGAUUGAAUGGUGCUAAGCCAGUUCAAGCUCCCUUAGAUUUUAAUCUCAGACUGACAUCCAUUGGUUAUGACACUAAUGUCAAGGAAGUAGGUGAAGAACAAAAUGAUAGACCACUAACAGAUGUUGCUAAAUAUCAAAGGUUGGUUAGAAGGUUGUUGUAUCUCACAAUGACCAGGAUGGACAUUGCAUUUGCGGUACAAGCAUUGAGUCAAUUCAUGCAUAAACCAAAAGAGUCACACAUGGAAACAGCCUUGAGGGUGGUAAGGUAUAUCAAGUCAGCACUUGGUUUAGGAUUGAUGAUACCUGCACAAAGUUCAGAAUUGCUAACCACUUAUUGUGACUCAGAUUGGGGCACUUUUUUGGAGACUAAAAGAUCAAUAACGGGCUAUUUGGUGAAGUUUGGCAAUGCCUUGGCGUCUUGGAAAUCCAAGAAGCAUGAACAGUAG